Molecule: messenger RNA, 3072 nt
Organism: Fusarium tjaetaba
Lineage: Eukaryota; Fungi; Ascomycota; Sordariomycetes; Hypocreales; Nectriaceae
Product: insulysin
Exons: 3
Coding region: 1-3072 (1023 amino acids)
Biological process (GO): peptide catabolic process
Cellular component (GO): cytosol; mitochondrion
Molecular function (GO): metalloendopeptidase activity; metal ion binding
Source: RefSeq, a predicted model, not a curated record
AUGCCUCACUCUCAGCAUGAAGAAGAUGCUUCCGCAGCGAUGGGUGGUGCACCCAUACCGGUGACGCUUGUUACCGACUCUCUCGAGAAACCUUCCCUCGAUGAUCGCGACUAUCGAGUCAUUCGUCUUGGCAAUGAGCUCGAGGCUCUCCUGGUGCAUGACCCCGAGACCGAUAAGGCCAGCGCUGCUCUAGAUGUCAAUGUGGGAAACUUCAGCGACGAGUCUGAUAUCCCCGGUAUGGCCCAUGCGGUUGAACAUCUUCUUUUCAUGGGCACCAAGAAAUUCCCAAUUGAGAACGAAUACGGCCAAUACCUCUCCGCCAAUUCAGGAAGCUCAAAUGCUUACACUGGGCCAACAUCGACGAACUAUUUUUUCGAUAUUUCUGCCAAGCCGGACAAUGACCAGGAUCCUUCAGAUACAAACCCUUCUCCUCUGCGCGAGGCUCUGGAUCGAUUCGCUCAGUUCUUUAUCGAACCGCUCUUUCUACCCGAGACCCUGGACCGAGAACUGAAAGCUGUUGAUUCGGAGAAUAAAAAGAAUCUUCAGAAUGACACAUGGAGACUUCAUCAGCUGGAGAAGUCUCUGUCCAACCCUAACCACCCGUUUUGUCACUUCUCAACCGGCAAUUUUGAGGUUCUCAAGACACUUCCCGAGGCACGUGGGAUUAAUGUCAGGGACAAGUUUAUCGAGUUCCACGCCAGACACUACUCGGCCAACCGCAUGAAGCUGGUUGUUCUGGGUAGAGAACCGCUUGACGUGCUUCAGAAAUGGGUUGCCGAGUUGUUCUCUCCUGUCGUCAACAAAAAGCUUCCACCAAACAGGUGGCCAGGCGAACUUCCUUUCAGGGAAACCGAUCUCGGUAUGCAGUGUUUCGCGAAGCCCGUCAUGGACUCGAGAGAGCUGAACCUGUAUUUUCCCUUCAUCGAUGAGGAGUUUAUGUUUGCUACUCAACCUAGCCGAUAUAUCAGUCAUCUCAUCGGGCAUGAAGGCCCUGGAAGUAUCAUGUCACAUAUCAAGUCCAAGGGCUGGGCAAAUGGCCUUAGUGCCGGCGCCUACCCUGUUUGCCCUGGUACUCCUGGUAUCUUCGAUGUACAGGUUCGCUUGACGGAAGAAGGUCUUAAGAACUACCCUGAAAUCGUCAAGAUAUUUUUCCAGUACAUCACUCUCCUGCGUGAGAGCCCACCCCAGGAGUGGAUAUUUCAAGAGCAGAAGGGAAUGGCUGAUGUUGAUUUCAAGUUCAAGCAGAAGACGCCCGCCAGUCGCUUCACCAGCCGAAUCAGCUCGGUCAUGCAAAAGCCUCUUCCUCGGGAAUGGUUACUCAGUGGACAUAGCCGUCUCCGAGAAUUUGCUCCUGAUGAGAUCGAAAAAGCCCUUGCCAGGAUUCGCCCGGAUAACUUCCGCAUGGUCAUUGUAUCGCGCAAUUAUCCUGGCAACUGGGACCAGAAGGAAAAGUGGUACGGAACUGAAUAUCGACACGAGAAGAUUCCCGAAGAUCUUAUGGAGGAGUGCAAGAGAGCCUUUGCAGUCUCUCCUAAAGAUCGACUGCCUGCCCUUCACCUGCCUCACAAAAACCAGUUUAUCCCCAACAAGCUCGAGGUCGAGAAGAAGGAGGUGGCCGAGCCGGCACUGAACCCCCGGGUUCUUCGCAAUGAUAGCAUUGCCAGGACAUGGUGGAAGAAGGAUGAUACCUUCUGGGUUCCUCGAGCCAAUGUUAUUGUCAGCUUGAAGACACCACUCAUAUACGCUUCGGCAGAAAACAACGUCAAGGCUCGACUGUUCUCAGACCUCGUCCGUGAUGCACUCGAGGAGUACUCGUAUGACGCGGAGCUGGCUGGCUUGCAGUACAACGUCAGUCUCGAUUCGCGCGGUCUGUUCUUGGACGUUAGCGGCUAUAAUGAUAAGCUUCCCGUGCUCCUGGAACAAGUCGUCACGACAAUGCGAGACCUGGAUAUUAAGGAAGAUCGUUUUGAGAUCGUCAGGGAGCGCUUGGUCCGAGGAUACAGCAACUGGCAAUUGCAAUCAUCCUAUCACCAGGUUGUUGAUUACACCAAUUGGCUCAAUGCCCCCGAACGGGACUUUAUAGUGGAGGAGCUCGCGGCAGAGCUUCCAAGUGUCACAUUGGAAGGUGUCCGGCUGUUCCAGAAGCAGAUGCUUGGCCAGGUCUUCAUCGAAGUGUACGUACAUGGUAACAUGUACAAGGAGGAUGCUCUCAAAGCAACCGAUAUGGUCGAGUCCAUCCUGAAACCACGGGUUUUGCCCAAGGCCCAGUGGCCUAUCCUGCGGUCACUCAUUCUGACAAAAGGUUCCAACUACGUUUUCAGAAAGACUCUCAAGGACCCUGCCAACGUUAACCACUGCGUCGAGACUUGGUUUUAUGUUGGUAGCAGAGAAGAUCGCGACAUUCGGACCAAGACUCUCCUUUUAGACCAAAUGCUCCAUGAGCCAGCCUUUGAUCAACUCCGGACUAAGGAGCAGCUCGGCUAUAUCGUUUUCAGCGGACCUCGAGCUUUCUCGACGACUUAUGGCUUCCGCUUCCUCAUUCAGAGUGAAAUGACACCAGAGUUCCUUGACUCGCGUAUCGAAGCGUUCCUCAUGAGAUAUGCAGACACUCUAGAAAAGAUGAGUGAGACAGAAUUCGAGGGACACAAGCGAAGUCUGAUCGUCCGGCGACUAGAGAAGCUCAGAAACCUGGACCAGGAGUCCACUCGUCAUUGGAACCAGAUCACGAACGAAUACUACGACUUCGAACUUGCCCAGCGCGAUGCCGCACAGAUUAAGCUCCUGACCAAACCUGAGGUCAUCGAGUUCUUCAACCAGCGCCUCAACCCUGCUUCCAGUCACAGAGCACGGUUGUCAAUUCAUCUUCAGGCUCAAGGCAAGGCUGAAGGGGUCGAUAAGCGACAGGAAGAGGCUCAGAAGAAGGCCGACGAGGAACCAACCCCUGGAGAUGCCGUAAAGACAGCUGAGGAAAUCACUGAUGUCAGGCUUUACAAGGCCGGUCUCACCGCAAGUUCAGGGGCCAGACCCGUCAAAGACAUUAAUGAGUAUGAGGAUACGGAUGCAAAGUUGUAG